CAGAGCGCGCCCGCCGCCGGCUGGGCCGCCGCCUGCCGCUCACCCGGGACGGCCAUGUGCCAGGUGGGCGAGGACUAUGGGGCGCCGGCGCCCGAGGUGCCGCCGCCGCCGCCGCCGCGGGCUGGCCGUGAGCUGAAGUGUGUGAAGUGCUCGGAAGGCCUGCCCGUGGUGGUGAUCCGAGCAGGGGACGCCUUCUGCAGCUGGGCCUUUCUGAGCGCCUGCCAGUGCAGGUGGCACCAGGCUCCUGGCCCCUCAGGCAUCGGUUCAUACUGGGACUGUUUCAAGGCGUUCUACGUCCACAAGUUCAGAGCUGUGCUUGGGAAGAACCGGCUGAUCUUUCCAGGAGAGAAGGUGCUCCUGGCGUGGUCUGGGGGGCCUUCGUCCAGCUCCAUGAUCUGGCAGGUCCUUGAGGGCCUGAGUCGAGAUUCUGCCAAAAGACUGCGUUUUGUGCCAGGGGUUGUCUACGUUGAUGAGGGAGCAGCCUGUGGACAGAGCCCGGAGGACAGAGCCAAAACCCUAGCCGAGAUGAAGCUGAUCCUGCAGACAGUUGGUUUUCCCUGGCACAUUGUGGCCUUAGAAGAGGUGUUCGGCCUGCCGCCGUCCGUGCUUCGCCACCUUGCCCAGGAGCCCUCAGGGACCAAGGGGGCCUAUAAGGCAGCUGUGGACAGUUUCCUCCAGCAGCAGCACGCACCAGCCCCAGGGGAGGAGCAGCUGAGCCAGCCUGGCUCCCAGGACCCCCAGAGCCCAGCGGGGCUACCCACAGCUGCCCAGACCGAGGCCCAGGCACCCACAGCUGCCCAGACCGAGGCCCAGGCCCCCACAGCUGCCCAGACCAAGGCCCAGGCACAGGCACCCACAGCUGCCCAGACCGAGGCCCAGGCACCCACAGCUGCCCAGACCGAGGCCCAGGCACCCACAGCUGCCCAGACUGAGGCUUUAUCUCGACUCUUCGACUCAGUGAAGACACUGACAGCCAAGGAGGAGCUUCUUCAGACCCUGCGAACCCACUUGAUUCUGCACGUGGCCCGGACCCAUGGCUACUCCAAGGUGAUGACGGGAGACAGCUGUACCCGCCUGGCCAUCAAGCUCAUGACUAGCCUGGCGCUAGGGAGAGGGGCCUUCCUGGCCUGGGACACGGGCUUCUCUGAUGAGAGGCAUGGUGACGUGGUGGUGGUGCGGCCCAUGCGCGACCACACACUGAAGGAGGUCGCCUUCUACAACCGCCUGUUUGCUGUGCCCUCUGUCUUCACACCAGCUAUCGACACCAAGGCCCCUGAGAAGGCCAGCGUCCACCGGCUUAUGGAAGCCUUCAUGCUCAGGCUGCAGGCCCAGUUCCCCGCCACAGUCAGCACCGUGUACAGGACGAGUGAGAAGCUGGUCAAGGCCCCAAGGGAUGGCAAUGCUGGUGGCCCCCCAGGUCCCCGCUGCCUGCUCUGCAUGUGUGCACUGGACAUCGACACUGCUGAUAGUGCCACGGCUUUUGGGGCCCAGACCUCACAUCUCUCCCAGAUGCAGCCCCCCACCCCACCCGCUGAGGCACCCACAACACCCUGCUGCUCUGCAGGGGUGGGCAGGGCCCAGGGCUGUUGCCGGGGGGCUGGGCCCUGCGGGAGGGAGGACCCCCGAGCCAGUGUCAUCGAGCAGCUAUGCUACGGAUGCCGUGUGAACAUGAAGGACUUGCCUUCCUUGGACCCCCUGCCACCCUACAUCCUGACUGAGGCCCAGCUCCGUAGCCAGAGGGCCUCGGUCUUGCAGGAGAUACAGGAGUAUCUGAUUGACAGUGAUGAUGAGGCGCAGACCGGUGGGAGCUGAGCCUCAGGAUGGACCCCAGGACCACCCCGCCUGGACCUCUGCCAUGCUGGAGCAGGACACAGGGAUGGGCAGGCAGCGUGCUGUCAUCCGUUCGUAUAAAUAAAAGUUUUAAUUAAAAAAACUCUACAGUACGUGUGGAGAAAGGAGGGCUGGGCCCCCUGGCCCAAUGUGUCUGGCACUGGGCCCUGCAGGGACAACGGAAAGGGACAGCAGUCCUGUGCUGGGCCGUGGAGGGGCCACAGCUCCCUUCUGACAGCAGCAUCAAGGCUCAGUGGGCCAGGAGGACCUGUCACAGCUGGUGGCCUGGGACUGGAGUAUCUGCUCCUGUGGCCUGAGGAGCACUGCCCUCCUUCCUGGCAGGCCGGCUCCUUCAUUCACGUGCACACGGAGCCUGGCUCCUACUCCUUUUCGCGGGUCCACUUGAUCAUGGUCUCUGGUGAGCGGUAGAGGAAGAUGAGCUUGGCGUAUAGCUCCUCUUCCAGCUCCAGCUCUCGCGUCUCCCGCACCAGGAAGAUGUCCUGGCAGAGCUUGAGGAUUCGGUCCACACACGGCAGCUCCUCGAACAUGAUGGAGUGUGAGAUCUCACUGAAGAA
This is a messenger RNA of Myotis daubentonii (Daubenton's bat), 2405 nucleotides long. It is a transcript of the gene CTU2, whose product is annotated as cytosolic thiouridylase subunit 2. NCBI's taxonomy places the organism in Eukaryota, Metazoa, Chordata, Mammalia, Chiroptera, Vespertilionidae. Gene Ontology annotation, cellular component: cytosol. Gene Ontology annotation, molecular function: sulfurtransferase activity; tRNA binding. The record is from RefSeq and is a predicted model, not a curated record. Gene Ontology annotation, biological process: tRNA wobble position uridine thiolation.